Messenger RNA from Lodderomyces elongisporus, 1662 nucleotides. RefSeq names its product peroxisome biogenesis protein. The transcript has a single exon. Gene Ontology annotation, cellular component: peroxisomal membrane. Gene Ontology annotation, biological process: peroxisome organization. The record is from RefSeq and is a predicted model, not a curated record. The coding region runs from base 1 to 1662 and encodes 553 amino acids. Lineage: Eukaryota; Fungi; Ascomycota; Pichiomycetes; Serinales; Debaryomycetaceae.
AUGUCAUCCACCGACUCACACAAAUCAGAUUCAAAAUCUAAAUCGGCAGCAAGUAAAACUGAGGAAGAUACGCAGCAACUGCGUACAAGUUUAGAAAGUACAAGCAGUUCAGCUAGUGCCGCCGUUGCUGCCACUACUGCUACUGCUACUCCUGCUACUGCUUCUGCUUCUGCAUCUGCGGACUCGCCGUCAUCAUCAGCAAAUAAAUCUGGGGAAAGUGGCAUACGCGCCAAAUUUGCCGUACAAACCCCGCCAAAUUUGUCAGGCUUAUCUGGUUCGUCAUCUUCAAAGAAAUCCAUCACCACAAAGCCACAAUCGUCACCGUUACUAUCAUCGACUCCGCCGCUGGUAUCCAAAGCUUUAGUCAAUGCUUAUCCCUAUUUGCUAAUUGUCAAUAAGAUUUUAUCGAUUGCCACUUGGACAAACGAGGACUACUGGGUUAAUGUUGUGCUCUUAGCAUUGUACGCACUCUUUGUCCUAUACUUUGAGCAGGUUGUAACCUGGCUUGGUCAUUUACUCAUUGCUGCUGCUAUAACUUUGUAUGCCGUAUUGAACAAUCGCAUCAUUGAGGAAGCAAGUCUUCGUCCAACUUUGGACGAUGUUGUCCAAGCAUUAAAUGCUACUUGUUUGAAAGCCGACAUGCUAUUAUUACCAAUAACAUCACUCUCCUUAACAGCAUACGACAUUAAACGGCUCUUGUUUACUACGGUUUUUCUCACACCAAUCUAUCUCGUUUUAACCUUUUUAUUUAUUAGACCAAGGACGAUCUUGCUUUUUACUGGAGUAUUCUUGAUGACAUACCAUUCUUCUUAUUCAAUUGUAAUUAGAAGGAUCUUAUGGCAGAUAAAAUUGGUGCGUCUUAUUUGUUUUUACUUGACUGGACUCGACUUGUCGCAAACAAGAAACCACUCGUUGUUUGCAGCUGCGUUUGCAAAAGUGCAGAGUAAUAGUCAGGAUGGUUUAGGUAGAGGAUCUACAAAGCCAGUCAGAUUUACUUAUGUUAUAUACGAAAACCAGAGAAGAUGGCUUGGUAUAGGGUGGACAUCAAACUUGCUUUCGUACGAAAGAACUGCUUGGACUGAUGAAUUUCUCAAUGAAAGUAGCUCAAUUGAGACAUUUAAAUUGCCUAAUACAACCGAUAGCAACAAUUUGCCCAUAACCUCAGACAUUGAAGGUGCUAGCUGGAGGUGGGUAGACAAAACUUGGAGAUUGGAUUUGACCAACGAUGGGGCAAUCACUUUACCAGCAUCAAAACAUUCCAAAACAACUGCAAACCCCACAUCCGAUGAGGGCUUCGUAUAUUACGAUAAUGUUUGGAAGAAGCCAACAACAGAAGAUUCAUUUUCCAAGUAUACAAGAAGAAGAAGGUGGAUAAGAACUGCAGAAUUGAUUUACAAUCAGAACAAUAGCAAUAGUAGUGGUAUCAAUAACCAAGCGGGAAGUAAUGUAGUUGGAUCUGCACUCGAAGAGAAAAUUGAGAGCCUCAAUGAUCCUGUAAAGGCCACCGGUAAUGAUAUGAAGGAAAAAAAAGUCAAAAACUUACGAUUUGCGGAGAAUUCCGAAGAUGCAAAGCAAAUUGAUGUUGAUACCAAGACUAAUGUAGUAGAUGGUGCAAAUGUUGCUAACGAAGAAGCUGUAGCAUCAGACAAAAAGGCUCUAUAG